AUGGACCAAGACUCCUUCCGUCAGUUACUACAAAAGCCAUCCGCUGCUUCUCCUCCCAGCAAUACCGCUGCGCACGUCCGAGGUUCUCUGCUUGCGACCGCCACCGCGGGCAAGAAGAAGGCAAAGACCGUUGAUGCUUCCCAGCCAGCAUUCAAACCACGAACGCUGAAGAAGGGUGCGAAGGGGGAGGCGUAUCGCGACCGUGCUACUGAGCGGAGACUGGGGACCAACAAUGAUUACGCACAGGUUGAGGCCUUGGCGGAGGAUUUCGAGCGUCGGGCUGCGGAGAACGCAGAUCGACUAGCUGUGGAGGAGCAGCGCAAGUACCUAGGUGGAGACAGCCAACAUACUGUGCUAGUCAAAGGCCUCGACUUCGCGCUACUCGAGCAGAAUCGCGCGCGGGCCGCCGCCGAAGCUGCAGUGACCGAGGACGUCUUCCUUGAGCAGGCUUUCGAAGAGUCGUCUGCGCAGCCCAAGAAACGCACGCGCGAGGAGAUCCUUCGUGACCUCAAGAGCAAGCGAGGUACGACCAGUGCGUCUGCGGCGCAACCCUCGGUCGCAGACAAAGCUCUCGAGGAAGCGAAGAAGGCGGGCAAGUUCAAGCCCAUAGGAUUCAAACCAGUCGGGAGUAUCAGCACGGGCGACGGGAAGGUGAAGCGGAAGAAGAAGGUGAAGGCUGGGGAGGUGGAGGAGAACGGGGAGCGGAAGAAGAAGCGGAAGGUGACGACGGAAACGUCGGCGGGACCGGCUGCUGCUGCGCCCCCAGUCUCUGCAACCUCUAUACAGGAAGAGCGAUCUGUUGCAGGACCCUCCGCCGUACCACCUUCCAAACCGCCGCCUGCGGGAGAACCGGAACCAGAGCCCGUAGACGAGGACUUCGACAUAUUCGCCGACGCAGGUGAAUACACUGGCGUCGACCUAAGCGACGACGACGAAGCCAGUGACGACGAAGGAGCUACUCGCCCCUCAGAACGAAAACCACAAGACGAGGAGGACGGCGAAGUGCACGACAGCGGACCGCUGCGACCCGGGAAGUGGCUCGCGACUUCCGACGACGAACGAGAACCCACGUCUCCUCCGUCGCCUGCACGCGAGGGCACGUCUACAGCCCGUUCGGAAUCUCCGCAGAGAAGACCUGAGGUCCCUCUCCAUCCACCAUCUGACGAGGAGGAUGGCGAGAUGGAGGAGGAACGGCCUAUACGGUUGCAGCCGCUCUCGUCAUCAGCGAUACCCUCGAUCAAGGAGCUGUUGGCAGCGAGCGAGGAGGCCGAAAAGGCCAAGAAGAGGAAAGCGAAGAAGGACAAAAAGAAGGCGGGAGGUGGCGAAGGGGUUAGUGGUGAGAAGGAUAUCAAGGCGAAGGUUGACAGAGAUUAUCAGAGGUUGAAAGCGUAUCAGGAAAAGAAGAAUGCUGCCUGAUUUGCUCGUGUGCAUGUUGAGUGCAUUGUUGGUCGCUAUAUAAGCUUGAGACUAUCCUGUAGGCGACAAUAGGCUCGAGGCAGCGCCACUCGUCUCUCCCCUUUGUGUUAUAUAUGUUGUCAGAUCGUGCUACCGGCCAUUG
Messenger RNA from Dichomitus squalens LYAD-421 SS1, 1558 nucleotides. RefSeq lists its product as uncharacterized. The transcript has 4 exons. Bases 1 to 1416 code for a protein of 471 amino acids. The record is from RefSeq and is a predicted model, not a curated record. Gene Ontology annotation, cellular component: nucleus. Lineage: Eukaryota; Fungi; Basidiomycota; Agaricomycetes; Polyporales; Polyporaceae. Gene Ontology annotation, biological process: mRNA splicing, via spliceosome.